AUGAAUUCUAAAGAAGGAGAAUUUUCAAGGUCCCUUUUCAGUUUGUUUAACUAGAGCGUUAAUUAGGGAGAUUAAUCCCAUUUAGAUUUCUCUGCGUUUGAAAAUUAAUAAUCAAUAAUAAGUAGAAAAGCUAAAUUUAUCUUGAACUAGUCUAGUGAUAAGAGAUAUUCAAGCUAGGAAUAAAUUGAUAAUGUUGCUAAGAUUAGAGAGAAUUACCCCUUGGAAAGUCUAAAGGCAAUAGAUGAUUUUAUCACUAACAGCAAUGGGAUUAGGAGGAAAGUACAUCUAGGAGAAUUAAAAGUUUAAAAAAGAAGAUCUCCAAAGGCUAUAAAAUUAGGCUAUUCUUACUUAAAUAAGAGUAAAUUAGAGGAGUCUAUGAGAAUUAGUGAAUUGCAGACAAACUCUAUCAUGAACGCAACAAGCAAAGUCACAGAAAAUUCAAUAAUUUCAAAUAAAUCUUCCAAAUAUGCUGAGCUAUUUCCAAAUGUACAAAAAAAAAAUCAAUCUGAAGAAGACUAGAUUAUUGAGAGAUCGAGGAAUAAUUCUUUGAAUAUUAAAUAAAAUGAAUAAAGAAACAGCUUUAACAGCACUAAAAGCAGAAUUUCACUUCAUUAUACUCCGAUUUCAAAUAAUUUAUUUAUGAAUUAAAAUAGAAUGAGCAAAAUUUCAAAUUUAAGUCUGUAUUUAAAGGAUUUAUCAAAUAAAAAUGCUCUUAAAACAAAUGAAAGCUAUGAUAUAACAUUCUCAUAGAUGUUGAACAAAAGUUAAAAAGACUUUUCUAUUUUAAAAGACCAUCAUGAGAUAUCUUAGCCAGUCAUUCCAGUUUAAAAUAAUGCAAAUUUUUUUGGCAUUUAGAAUAAACAAAAUUAGAAUUCAAUUUAGAAAAAAUCCAUCUUGAACUUUCUUAAAAAUAAAAAGGAAGCAAAUACAUCGAUUAACAAUGACACUAUAUGUAAUUAAUCACAAGCAUCAUUCUACAGUAAAAAGAAUAAAGUUUUAGAUUUAAGCACAUUAAAUUUAUUCUAAAAAAUUAAAUCUUCUAAAAAUGAACCAUAGUACUAAAUUAAAGACUAUGUUUUUUCAUUUGAAAGGUAGCUCGAUAAUUCCCAAUUUAAUGAUGAACAUAAUGAAAAUAUGAGAGACUAAUACUUUAAACUUAAAAUUAAAAAUAUUAACAAUUUUAAUCAAGAACCUCUCUCUAAGUAUGAUAUAUUUUAGUCUGAUGAACAUUACUUAGAAGAUAAGCUAGAAAAAGGAUUUUUGGUCAAUGGAUUUUCUAAGUGGGUUUAACAAGAUGGUUCAAUUAUUUGGAAACCUUGUUUAAUUACUAAAUAUAAUAAGGAAUCUGGAUUAUUUAAGAUAUAAUGGGUUGAUAAUGCUUUGCAAACAAAAGAAGUACGCAGGCUAAAUCUUCUGAUUGAUACUGAAAAUUUGCAAAGCUACAAUUAAAGAGUAGUUGAUGCCUGUAAAAUUAGAUAGUAAAAAUUAUAGUCAGAAUCAAUAAAAGAUAUAUUAUAGGAAGAUUCAUAAUUCGCAAACAUUCUCAUUUCUAAAAAGCUUUUUUACAGCAUAUUAAAUAAGAGUUUAAUUGGGUUUAGUGAAGCUGUUUAGAACGAAUACAAAGAUUAUAUCAAAUAAUUAAUUAUAAAUGAGUAUAAAUUCUCAGUUCAAAGCUUCAUUUAUUAUUUAGGAGAGGUUGAAACUAUUGAUGAAUUUUAUGAGAAGCAGUUUUCUGGUUUUUAUGCUAAAUUUAGCAGAAUGAGAGAGAAACAAGAUUUGGCGAUCAUUGAGGAACACGUUACAGUUAAAAAAGAUCAAACAAAGGAUGAAGAAAAAACAGAAGAUUUUAAAUUAAACUAUUUUCAAUAUAACCAAAAGAAAUUCAUGAAGCAAGUCGAUAAGAUAGAAAUGGCUAUAUAUAAUGCUGAGAAGAAUAUCGAUAAAUGCUAAACUUUCUUAAAGGAGAAAAGCAAGCAUAUUAUUUAUGUGGUAAAAACAUCAAAGGAGUUGCCAAAUUUUGAUUUGCUAAUCAAAGAGUUUACUUAGAAACAAACUAUUAUUUAUAAUAUGGCUUUAAGAGGUGCACUUAAGCUUUGUUUCACUCAAUCAUUAUUGAAAAGUUUGGAAUUCAUUGAGAAUUAUUAUUCAAUACUUCCUCUUAAUAAUAUUUCUUUAGAAUUUUAACUAUUAUUACCACUCUCCAUCCUUUAAAAGAGGAGCAAGGCCUAAAUUGAGUUGAAUUUGAAAGAAAAUACUCAAAAUUAUAAUUAGAUAGACAAUCAUUCACAAAAAUAGUAUGAAGACGAAGAAGAAAGCACACUUCCAUUUAAAUUUGAUAUGAAAAUGAUAUUUUUAACCUAUAAAAACAUAACAAGUAAGUGCCUUGAUGAGUAUUUGGGAGGAAACAUAGAUUUCCAAAUUAACAAAAAAAGUAUUGUUAAAUCCUUUAUUAAGCUUAAAUUUUCUUUUCUGUAAAAAAGCAGAAAAAAUCCACCAAUUAAAGAUAUAAUUUCUUAUAUCCUGAAGAAUAGAAAUAAAGUUUACUCUCAAAAAUAGCUUAGUCAAUCCAUUCAUAAAAUAGAUGGAAUUGAUGAUAAAAAUGUGUAUGACAUGAAUGACGAAAUUUAAGAAGAGACUAUAAGAUAAAGAAGCUCAAAUGUUAGUCAAUCAGGAAGCAGCUCCUAAAGCAAUAACAAUCCCUAUAAGCAAAUCAUAUUAAGAAACAUUAAUAAGGAUGAAACAGAAAGUCCUUUAUCUACUCCUAGAUCACCACAUCAUAGCUUUUUCACUUAGCCUGUCUUGCAAUAAAAGAAACAAAAAUAAAAGGAUACUAAAAUUAAUUUUAAAGACAUGUCAAAAAUUAAAAGCCUCAAAAAAAUGCAAAACAAAUAAACUCUGUAAAACCAAUCUUAAUUCGAAUUUGAAAUGAAUUAUGUCAUGUAUGAUAUCCUAAGACUCAAUCUCUCAGAAUGCAAAAAUUACGAAACAUUUCUUUAGAAGAGCAAAAAUAGAGAAGUAACUUAUAAAAGACUUGGAUGGUUCUCAACUGAAGACAUGAGAAUUUAAAUCGAGCCUAAAUUACAACAUAUUGAGGAGCAACUUUAUGAAAGCUUUUAAGUUCCUAUUGAUAAGGUUUUGAAUUUAGAGGAAAUCUAUGGGUGCUUAACAAGAAAAAACUUUUAAGAUUUGAAAAAAGAGCUAGAAUAGGAAUAUAAAAAUUUUGAUAAAGAGUUUUAAGUUUUUUUAAGGUGGAAUAUUUACCCAGUUUACUCUCUUCUUAUAUUGAUAAAUUAGUUUGAUUUUUAUCUGUUUGAAAAAGACUAUCUUCAAGAGCUUAUUGUUAUAUUUUAAAACAGUAAUCAAAUCAAAUUUUUGGGAGAAGAAAGAUAAAAUAUUUUAAAGGAUAAGAUUUUUAUUUCAAAUAAAAUACCUGAUGAAAUCUAGCUUGGAAUUUUUACUGUAGAUUUAAAAGAGAUAAAGUAAUUGUUGAUAAAAAAGAUGAAUUUCUACAUACAAACAAUAGACAAAGCUUUGAAUAUUAAAUUCGAAAAUCUUUUGAGCAAAUUGCAUGAUGAAAAAGAUUUAAUUUUAAAAUAACUCAGAAUAGAUCCUUAUAGUGUGGAAAAGUAUAUUUCCCUUAUGAAUAACUUGCUUGAUAAGAAUUUGAAAGAGUAGUUUAAGGAGUGUCAAUAUAAGGCAAGGUAAGCUUAAAUAGCUUUUUAAGUAAUUGAAGAUAAUUAUAUUGAAUAUGAUAUUGAGCAUUUUAAAAGUCUUUUAGAAUCAUAAGAAUGGAUUAACAUUCUUAUUUAAGAGUAGAAAGUGGCUUAACAAAAAUUAGAAAAAAAUAGAAACAUUUUCCACAAAGAUUUCGAAACAAGGAAGCAAGAGUUGUUUGAGGAAUUUAAGGAAAUUUAUCAAAAGUAAAAAGUAGUCAUUCAAUCUCUAGAGCUUUCAAAGUAUGAGCAAAACUUAAAGAACUGCAAAAUUAUUGAAGACUCAUACAAGGUAAUACUAAUGAAAGGAAUGUAGAUAAAUGAAUAAGAAACUUAGCUUGGAUAUGAGCUGAGUGACUUUACUGAAUUCGAAAGAACUUUUAAUGAGUUUAGCAGGUAUGUAUAAUUUUGGGAAUUCACUGAAAAGUGGUUUAGACUUAGUGAUAAUUGGAAUUCUUUGAUUUUUGAAGAGGUGUUUUAAAAUGAAAUGAGCUAAGAAAUCAAAUACGAAAUAAUUAAUACUUGCAGAGAAGGGAGUUCUUUACUCUAAAAGCUAAGACAAUUUUACAUUCAAGAAAUUGCAACUCCAAAAAGUAAUGCUAAAUAAAGUGGAAACAAAUUUGAAUUUGGAGACACUGAUUUUCUUCAGCUAAUUUCUCAGGUCGAGGAAUCAAUUAAGAAAUUCGAAGAGUAUGUUCCAGUGACUGUAAUUUUAAUUGAUAAGUUGUUUACUUAGGAAUACCAAGAUUUGUUCUUAAAGCACUUAAAUUUAAAAAUAAAAUACGAAAAGCUUACAAUAAACAAGCUGAGAGAAUUAAAUGUAAAGGAGCACAUUUAGUUUAUUUACUAGCUUUUUAACUAGGCCAAACAUGAAAAUUAAAUAAAGGAAGAUAUUCUUAAAAUUUAAAAUAUCAUCAUAAAAGAAAUCAUCCCAAUUUGUGGUGUUAGCAAGAUUCCAGAUUUCCCAACUAACUAUAUUUAGAAUGGCAAGAAUAUAAUUAAAAAACUUAAUGACAUAUAAUUUAGCUGCAAUAAAAUAAUCAAAGAUACCCAUUUAGUAGCUUCCAAAAUUGAUUUUUCCUAUCUUUUUGUUAAAAACAUAGAGACCCUCAUUCAAUCAUUCAUAGAAUUACUUUAAACUCAAGAAAUUAUGGUAAAAGUUUGCUCAUUUUUUGGUUCUUCCUUUGACUUCAUUUGCCCCUCUUCAUUAAACAUAUGCAAACAAUACGAAACAUUCAAAGAAGAUUACAAAAAUAAAUUAUAGAAUGUAAAGAUGCACUUCCAAAGAGUAACUGCAGAUGAUGAACAUGAGCUGGUAAUUUCAUAACAAAAGCUAGAAUAAAUAAUACAACUCAAAGAGCUAGGAAACAAUCUCCUUUUGUUUCAGAAUCAGUUUAUCAGCUAAGUCAGAACUAAAAGCCCUAAAUUUUAUAUGCUCUCAGACAACUAAAUUAUUCAAAUUUUACAAUCCACUCAUAACACAGAAUUAAUUCAAUAUAUAGUUAAACAUUGCUUUCAUGGUAUUAAGCAGAUAGAGAUUGAAGAUUUCGAUAAUAGAUUAAUAGUUAACUAAUACAAGAAUUUCAAUGAUGAAGAUUUCCAUCCAAGCGAUUAUAUAUAAAUACCUAAAUAUAAUAGACCAAGUAAUUAAAAGUGUGACCAAUAAAUUAUAAACCAGAUGAAUGAGUAAAAACUUAAUCCUGUUAUGAAAUUAUUGAUUAUGCUUGAGGAAUUCUCAACAACAACAGUCCAAAAGAAUAUUUACUAAAAUAUGUAGGCUGUUUUUAAUUUGAAUUAUGAUUUUGUAGGAUUGAUUAAGCUUUAUUUAAAAAAAUAAAUAACUUAUUAAUCUAUCCAGCUAUUGUUAGAUUUGUGCUUUUACCAUGAUCUUACUGUUAUAAUAUCACUAGUUUAAGAUUCAUCUGGUUAAAAAGAAUAGCAAAAUUAAUCAAAUACUUUGAAAAGUUAGUUUAUACUUUAGCAAUCUUAAUCAUAAUAACCAAUAGACUAUUUAGACGUGAUGAAAUCUCAUAUCAAAUAAAAUUUAUAAAUCUUUAUUGAUUUCAUAAAAGAGAGAAAAGAAAUGAGCCAAUACAUCCCAAAAAAUCUUAGAAUCAUUUAACAGAAAAUUAUUUUGCAGGUUCUAAAUCAGAUAGAAAUACUAUACUAGAUGAAGAAAUAAAAAAUAACCUCCUUAAACUGCUUCGAAUACCUUGCUCAUCCAAAAAUUUCUUUGGAAUGCAGUCUUUCUAUGGAAGAUUAGAUGCUUAAUAUUGAAAAUAGGCAUGAUAAAUUUAAAAUAAAGCAAAUAAAACAAGUAACAAAGGAAGGAAUUGUUUUAGAUCAAAGUGAUAUAAGUAAGAAAUAAAAUUAUAAAUUUCCUAAAAUAAGCCAGAAAUCAGAUUUUUUAGAUGCGAUUAUCAACAAUAAUAAAACAAAUAAAAAAAUUAGCAUAAUUUUGUUAGCUAUGAACUAUAAGAUAGAAUAUUGCUAUUAACUCUAAAGAAAUGAUUAGCUUUUCAUCUAAACAUUAACUUCUCAAAAGAUAGUCUUUGCCUCUCUCUAAGCUAUUUACACUCUUUAUUCCCCUCUCAUUCGCUCUCAACCAAGCUCUGGAAAAGAAACACUCAUUAAAUAGUUUGCGAAUAAAAUUGGUAAACAAAUGUACAAUUUUUAAAUUGAGUAAGACUAUCCUAUAAAGUAAAUUUAUAAUAUAAUUGCAGGGGCUGUUUAAGGAGGAUUUCUUCUUUGCUUCUGUAAUAUUGAUUUAACUCCUUUGAAUUAGUUGUCAAUCAUUUCUUCUUUAGUGUUUCUUGUCAGGAAGGCCUUAAUUGAAAGAUAAAAUACUAUAAAUUUUGAAAAUGGAAUAGAAAUAACCCAUAUGAAUUAGCUACCAAUAAUCAGUAGCUUUAACAUUUCAAACGAUGAAAAAGGAAUUAAAUUUAAUGAAAUCCCUAACUCAGUUCUCGAGUCUUUUAGGAUAGUGAAUUUCGUUCAGUAAGAUAUUAUAGUAAUUAUCAAAGACUACUUUUAUUUGAUGAAUUUCAACAAACCUUAAGAAUUAGCAGUUAAAUUUAAUUACUUCAUGAUCACUUUUUGUGAGUCUUUCUUUACUAAUUUUUAGACAGACUUUAAAUCAAGCAACAUGCUUGACUAAAAUAUUGUGAAAAUGAUAAAUUACAAUAGUUACAUUAAAAUUUGCUAAAAGGCUCUCGAUAUCAUAGAUUAAAGAGAUAGUUGUGAUGAAGAAAAUCUAACUCCAAUUGAUGCUUUGAAAGCUUCGCUUGAUAUAUUUUUUGGAGGGAUACUAUCUUUGUAGAUGUUUGAAAUUUAUCAAGAGUUGUUUCCUAGAUUCUUUACUGAGAAGAGUUCUUUGUUAGUUGUUGACAUUGUUGAAGAUAAAGAUAUUAUAGAUCCAAUAAAAGAAUACUUUUUAUCGAAACAAAUGGAUUUGCAUGAAAGUUUUAUAUCUAUAGCAACUAAUUUUAUACAUCUCAUUAAUUAAAAAAAUAACAUUAUCAUUGGAGGAAAAUGUGGAAGUGGUAAAACUAAAUUCUUGUAGAUAGUUUCAUUUGUUUAACAAAGAAUAAUUCAAGAAGAGUUCUCAGUGAAUAUGAUUCCAAUCGAUAACUUAAGCAAAUAAUAAUUUGAAUUAAUAAUUAAGAAUAUUUGCUAUUCCAGUAUGAUUAAUUAAAAGUAUAUAUUGGAUGAACUUCGUGAUUUUGCAUUCACUAGAGAAGAAUUCAAUUCAUGGGUUUCAAAUACACUUAAUCACUCUAACAAUGAAAAGGCAAAACAAAAAUGCUUACCAACUUCUAAGGAUUGGAUCGUUUUUGAUUGUGGAAGUUUUACCUAAACAGAUCUACAAAUAGCUUAUUUAGAACCGCUCUUAAAAAGUAUUGAGUCUAAAAUAUUUAGCUUUAUAGAAGGAGAAAAGUAUAAUUUAUCAAAUGAAAUGUAGUGCAUAGUUGAAAUAGAUGAUUUAAGCAGAAUUUCUCCAAGAUUUUUAAGCACUUUUAGUUUAAUUUACUUGUAUGAGCCAAUUACUCCUUGUAAAGAUGAGUUUUAGACAUGGUUAAAAAACUUAGUCGCUAUUCAACCUAAAUUCAAUGCUUACUAAAAAUAUUUAAAUCUAUGCUAUUCAAAUAUAUUUGAGGAUGUUCUUGGAAUGCUUACUGUCCAAAAUGGAGUUUCUGUUGUUGGAAUACCAAAUAUAAACAAAUAUUUUAUAUUUUCUUUCUUGAGUUUAGUAGAGUCUUUACUUAAUGAAACUAGAAAAAGAGAAAUAGCUCUUGGAUUGUUUGAUAACUCUGAAUUAACUAAGUAUGAGCUUUGCAACAUUUAAGAUCCUGAAGAGUUAAGAAGACUCUCAAAUUCUCAUUCAGAAGUGGAAAAUUACGAGUGCAUAAUAGAACCUAACAAUAUUAUCAAUGAUGAAAGGAAAAAAAUGUAAGUUGAAGCUAUAUUUAUAUUAAGCAUUUGCUUGACACUUGAAAGUAUUAUUUAAGAGGACAGAAAAUAAUUGAUUAGUGAGAAAAUAAUCAAGUCUAUUAAAAAUUAUAGAAAAUUACAGCAAUUUAAAAUAUAUAAAAGAGACAGAUUCGCUUUUGGGUUAGUGGAAACAGCAGAAAUAAAAAACUAUUAAACUACCUUGUUUGAUUAUUACUUUGAUUUAAUUAAUUUGAAAUGGGUUAAAUGGUAACAAGCUAAACCUACCUUUUACAGUUAAGUUCUACAAAAUUCAUUUAAAUCAAAUAUAAUUCACCCAAGGGAAAUAUGUAGACUCAAUCCUGAAGCAUAGAAUAUGGAAUAAUUAAAAAUCUACAUACAAAAUGAGUUAGAGUCUACAUUAAGUUAACCAUUUAACAACAAAUUCUUAGAACUUUAAUGCUAAAAAAAAAAUUUGUUUACUAUUUUAACUCUUUUAAAUUACAACCAAAAAAUUUUACUUGCAUCUUCUUCAUACAAAGGAAAGACAACAAUUUUAAAUAAAUUGUAUGAGGAUUCUAUUAGAAGGAGUGAUAACAAUAUUAUUAAAAUAAGUGUAAAUGAGAAUCUAUCUGUUUAAAAAUUCUAGUACUCUAUUGAAAAGAAAAUCCCCUUUAAAUAUUAAAAUAACUAGAGCGAUUAUCCACCAUAAAAUAUUAUUUUUAUUGAUGAUCUUAAUUUAUCAGAAAAAUAUCCAAAUAUUUUAAACCCUAUUAGUAGUCUAAAAUGUCUACUCGACAGCUAAGGUUGGUACAGCUAAGAAAUAAAUAAAUUUGUUACUUUCUAAUCACACUCUAUAAUUUCCUCCUAUCAUUUUCCUAAAUCAUUUGAAAAUACAAUCACUCAAAAACCCUCUUAUAUUAUGUAGAAAUGCUAUUUUCUCUAGUUAGAAGACUUCUCAUUAUAAGAUAUUCAAACUAUUGCAAAUGUUAAGGUGAAAAAUAUAAUGUAAAAUGUUAAAAUAGAUAGCUAAUCAAUGUAGGAAAACCUAAAGUAUGGUUUAGAGUGUUUUAUUUUGUAGCUUUUUAAGAAUUCAGAUCAAAUUUACUAAAUAAAACAGAGAUACGGUGUUAACUUAACAAUAAAUCAUUUUAUGCAAGCUAUUGAGCAAAAUAAUGCUUGCUAUUUUGAGUAAAAUAAUCAGGGAAAUAUGAAACAGUUUAUGGCUUCUAUAAUUUACACUUUUAAUUCAAUAUGUUGUGAUAAUUUUGAAUCUAAUUCUAAUUAGCUGGAUAAAGCAAUAUAAUACUACUCUAAACACUAUGAUUAUGUAAUGGAUAAAAAAAUAGACUAUAAACCUAGCUCAAUUAAAUCAUUCUACUCUAGAACUUCGUAUAAUUUCUAAAUCGGUGGAACUGAUAAAUCUUACUCUGAUAUUUAGUCGUAGGUGGAUUAACCAAAAGAAUUUAGUUAAUUCAGUCUUCAUGAAAUCGAAGAAGAUGUUUCAGAUGAUGAAAAAAAAAAUUCACCAAAUAGCCAAGAACUAAAACUGAUAAAACCAAUUCUAACGUUAAAUUCUAGCAAAAGAGGAUCUGUUAAGAUUUAGUAGUAGAAAAACUUACUAAGAAAACCUAGAUUUUCAUAUAAUUUUGAGCAAACAAAAACAAAAUUAUUUUAAUUAGCAACAAGUCCUAAGAACUCUAUUAAAAAUAAAAAUGAUAUCACUAAUCACUUAAAUUUAUUUGCACAAGAAUUAAAGUCAAACUAAAAACCAAAGAUUUAGAAUCAGUUUGUUAUUGAAGAUACUUUUAUAUUUGAUUUCUUUAACUUGCCUGAAAAUCUUAUUUAGUUUUUUAUUGGUUUGCCAUUCCAAAUGUUUUCAUAAAAUGACGCUAUAUAAAAUUUAAUGAAAAACAGAUAUAAUCUAGGGUUAGUUGAUAAGAAACUUAUUGAUAAGGAUGAUUUUUAAUAUGAAGAAAUGCAAACUUAUGAUUAAAAUUCAUUUGUUAGGGUUUCAAGCAAAAAUUAUAAAUAAGUAGAGAAAAGCAUUUACUUGGAUUUGAUCAGUAAAAGCAAUUUAAAAGAGAGAUUAAGAUUAAUUUUAAGUAUGACCUCUAGCACUUUAGUGAUGAGAAUGCUCUAACUAAUGUAUAGUUUUAGUCUUUGUAAGCAAAUGAACAAAGAUGAGAAAUUUUGGAAUAUUUUAGUCAAACAUUAUCACGAUGAAGAUGAAAUAAAAAUAGUUGUAGAUUCAAUUAUAUAAAUUCAAGGAGACUCUGUUAUUGAAAUUUCUUCAUUAUUAGAGACUUAGUAACUAGUUAACUAAAUUAUUCCUUAGCAUUUUAAGAAUAAAUAAAAGAAUACAGUUUAUAUCCACAUAAAGUAGUUCAAUAACCAAUAAGAACUCAUCAAAAUAUUUGAAUUCUUCAUGAUGCUAUUUAGUAGUAGUUAAUACCAUUAAUUAUUUGAUGAUAAAUCAUAAAAAAUUCUUCAGAACUCAUUUUUCUAAAAUUUUUUGACAAUAAGCCUAGCAAAAGAUUCUUUCUAAAGUAAAUAUAUCAACGCUGUUGAUGAGUCCACAGUUUACGAUAAAAUUAAUGAAUAUUCUCCUUACAGUCUAAAUUAUCUUGAUUAAAGUAAAAUAAAAAUGACUAAACAAGCAUAUGAAAUAUACAAUUCACUGUAUAGACAUGAAGUUUUUACAAGCCAAUCUAGCAUCUAUGUUGAAAACUAAUACAAUACUUGCUAAAAUAAGGUUUUUAUACUAUUUACUUAGUUGAAAAUCAUAUUCACUAAAAUUAUAGAAAACUUUAAGAAACAAGACGGGCAAUACAAAGAAAUAAAUGAAGCUAUGAAUAAGCAGGAAAAGUUUUUAGAAAAGCAGUUAGAGGCACGUCUAGAGCAGCAAAAACAAACAAUAGCCUAAAUUACAGAUUCUAAAUAAUAGCUUGAGUAAGCACAAAUAAAAAUUGCAGAAACUAAUUCCAAAAUAUCUUAACUUGCUGAAUAAAAGAUUUUAGUUUUAAAUUUGAUUAAAAAUUUUAAGUAAAGUUUAGAAAUUGAUUUACUCAGGGCUAAACUUUAAAUCUCUGUAUAAAAUAUAAAUUCAAUUAGAGAAGAGAGUAUUUGGUAAGAGAUUUGGUAGCAUUUAGUUAAACAUGAGAAUGAGGACAGCUUUUAUUUUAUUCUUUUCUUGAUAAUUAUUAGCGAUGAUGAUUUUUUUGCUGAUAGAUAUAUAAAAUUCAACCAAGAGGAAAAGCAAAAAAUAAUCUUAGAUAUUUACAUAAAGAAAGUAAAUGUAAAGCAGAUUAAGUAAACUUUAAUAAAAUCUUACAACAUGUUUGUAGAAAACACAAAUUUUAACUUUGAUAAAUCAAUUGAAUUUGAAAAACUCAAGCUUAUCUCUUAAAUACAUUAGUUUAUAUAAAAUCCUACAAAUGAUUAAAGCUAAAGCAAUGACUAAGAAUAUUAUUUUGAACAUGAAGAAAAAUUUUAAUAUAUUAAAUAAUUCAUGUUACAAAUGAUGAUAUUAUCUAAACUGGAGGAAGAUAAAAUUUUGUAAGUAAAAUAGUAAAAUUCCAAAUUAGAAUAGAUUAACUAGAGCAUUCUUAUUCUAAAUGAAGAAUUAAAUAAAAUUAAAGAAUAAAUCAACAAUAUCAAUUUAUUUAUUUAGAGCAAGCAAAAUUUCUUUUAACAAGAAGAGAAGUAGUUAAAUGAUUUUCAAAUAUUUUAGUAAAAAAUAUUAGCAAGAUUCACUGAAAUCAGAUAAAAAGUCCUUAAGUCAAUUAAAAUGAAGUAACUUUUGUUAUCAAUUGAUGAUCAAGUGUUUAACUAAUAAGUGAUGGUUGUUGCAAUGUAUUUGGCUUUUUUCAGUGGCUUAGAAGAGAAGUUCAGGUUUAAAGGACUUGAUUUGCUUAGUUUUCUUGAUGAAAACAUCAUUUUCUUUGCUAAAAGAUUAGUUAUUUAUACAAUCUAAGGCUAGAAGUUUUAUUAUGAUAUGAUUUCUCAACAAAAUUACUCUGUUUCAAAUUCUGUCAUUUACUAAAUUGCAUGGAUUGAGUUUAUUAUUAAGUAUUAGUAAUAAAUGCCUUUUAUCAUUGUUAAAGACUACUCAGGAGUAAUAGAAGAAUAUUUUAUUAAGAAGAAUCGUGAAGCUGAUUCUGCAGAAGACUAAGAACUAAAAAAUAUUAUUCACUUUAUUUAUUUCAAAGAUGAUUUCCAAACUGCAGAGGAAUCUAUUCAAAAAAUAUUUUAAAGAAAUAAAACCUAGAAAAAAGAUGCUUCUCAAAUUCUUAAGAAACAAUAAUCUCAAUAAUAUUCUAACACUUAACUUUAAAAUAUUUUGAUCCUUGUAAAUCCCCAAGACUCUUUUCUAGAAAAAUACAAAAACCUUAUCAACAAAAAAUACUGCGAUGUCUUUAUAGACUCUUUAACUUAAAAUAUUUCCAAUAAUCAAAAUUCAAAUUAAAACUAAAAAUAACAAAAUGAAGCUAUCUUUUGUUUAAUUAUUCUUUACACAGACUAAGUUUAUUUUUAGUCUAAUCUUGUUCAGCAAAUAUCUGAAAAAUGUAUUGUUAUUGACUGUUAAAUUAAAUAAGAAUUUAGUUGGAGAUAUUUGCAAAAAGAUAUUAUAAUAAAUGAAAUAUACUAUUAAGAAAAGCUUAAGCUCAUUAAAAGGGAAUAGAUCUUAGAAAAUUAAAGACAAUCUUAAGAUGCGAAAUAAAUUGAUAAGGUGAAAAGCGCUAUAAUCCAUCUAAGCUAAGAAAACUGUGGACUUUUAAAUAGCUUAAACUUAGAUGAAUAUGUUGUUAAUUUGAAGAGUCUGGUUAAAAAAACAUAGAAAUAAUUGUUUUUUAAAUUGAAGAUUUUGGAUCAAACGUAUUAUCCUCAUGAAAGUUAUGAAAUAAGGGCAAAUUGUGUUGGAUAAACGGUUAAAAGAAAGAUUUAAACAUAAGAAAAUUCAAAGGAUGAUCUUAUCUCAUUAAGAGAUAAUAAUUUUAAGAGCAGUUAGAGUAUAAAGUCUCAUUCUUAAAGAUCUUAGAAAGAUAAUGGUGCUUUUAAAUAAGCUGGCAGCAGCUUGAUGGCAAGAAUUCAUUAAAAAUCUCAACAAAAUAUAAAAAGAGUAGAAGCUAAGCAAAACAAUAAUACAAGCUUUACCGAAUAUGAGAGCCACUCUGAUAUAGAAAUUAAUAAUUAAGGAUACAACUUCAGUUAAUUUUAAACAAGCAAGAAGCAACACAAUGUUUCUGAGCUAAUUAGAUACUGCUAUUUAGUUAAAGAUCUAGAGUAUUUUAGCUAGUAGCUCAAUGAUCUUGUUGGAUUUAUUUAUGUAAUCAAGCAAACUAUUGAUUCCCUUUAAGGAAUUAUUGGAAAUGUUUAUGGAUUUUCAGAUAGCUAUUUUACUCUGAUUAAUAAGCAAGUUUGUUAGAAUCUUAGAAGAAACUAUAUAAGCUUUACAACUGAAAAAAUACAUGAUUUCAAGAAACAGUAUGCUCAUUUCUUUUAUUAAACCAUCAUCUGCUCACUAAGAGAAGAUCAUAGAGAUUUAUUUAAUUUUUAUUUAGGAUUAAAUUAUUUGAAAGCCUCUGAAUAAGUAAAUGAUAUAUUACUUAAAUUACUUUUUGAAGAUGGGGAGACUCAAGACUAAGAUACAAAUUUAGAGUUCUAUGAUAAGAAAAUAAUAAAUAAAUACUAAACAACUGAAAGUAAGUUUAACUCCUAUUUUGGAAUUAAAUGUAAACUUUAAAUACCUAAAUACAUGAACAAUUUAUCUGCUUUUAUAGAAAUUCCUUUCAAUUUACCAACCUUAAAGUAUUGGACAUAUCGUACACCAAGAGAUAAUGAUAAGUUUGAUAUAACUGAGAAAAACUUAAAAUCGUUGAGGAAGUAAAAAUCGGAAGGUGAAUUAUCUAUUGUUUAAGAAAAUGAAGAACAAGCCUAUUUAAAUUAACUUUCUGAAAAGGGGAUUCUAGACAUUCCAAAAAAAUAUCAAACUUCAAAAUAAAUUAAGGUUAAUACAAACAACAUCAAUAAAUCUGCUAAAAAUGCUAAAAGUUUAAUAUAAAUUUAAGAAGGUAACACACCAGUAAUUGCUUAGCCUAAGUUGCAUAAGAUAAAAGACGAUUUAAUAAAAAUAUAAUAUCCGAGCCAAAAAAGUAUAUUUUCAAAAGUAAUAGACUAAAGUAAGGAGCACAAAGAAGAAGAAUAAGAAGAAGAAGAAAAAGAGUUAAAUCAAUCUUCUUCAUUAUCAUCAUCAACACCAUAUUCUUCUUCUUCUUAAAAUUCAUAAAAGGUGAAAAAGUAAUAAAAAUUAUCUGGUGAAGAUUAGGACUCAUUUUCUUCUUAGUCAUCUCUUUCAUCAUCUCUAUCAUUAGAGGAUUCUAAUUCUCCCUCAUCUGCUUCUUCUAUUUCAUCUAAGGAAUCAUCUUCUUAAGUCUCUUCUGGUAAAUCUUCACCUAGUUCAUAAAAAUCCUCUAGCUAAAAUCUAGUUGAAGACUCUUAUGAAGAAAUGUCAUAAGAGGAUAGUAAAAAAAAUAAUAAAAACAAAAAAGAAAAAGGCCAUUCUCACAAUAAAAUUAAAUAAAAACUUGUUGGAAAUAAAACAAAGUUAUCAAUAUUUUGUAUGAAUUCAAGUUAACACAUACCAUAUAACUAAGAUGAUAGCAGAUAUGAUAUUUAAAACACAGAAUUUAAGCUUAUAGAAUCGAUUAAGAAGCAGUAGCAAAAAGAUAAUGAAAAUAAUACAAACAUUUCAAUAGAAGAUGAUUUAAAAGAAAAGCAAGAUGAUUUAAAUCAAUUAAGUAAAAAGAAAUAAAAAGAUUAUCUAAAUGAGAUGUUCAAAGUUAAAAAGAAAAUAAGAUUAGUUAUCUAAGUAAAAACCGUGGAUGACGAAGUUAACUCAGCAUCUUUACUUAAGGAACAAAAUAAAUCAAAUAUUUCAAUAGAUUAGCAAGUCAAGCAUAAAAAGAAUAGAAACUCUAAAAAUCUAAUGAUUGAAUAGCUCAUUAAAUUUUACAAAGAUUCCUCCGUACAAUUUGAUACACCACUUAUUUCUCUUUAGAUCUAGAAAUAAGAUAUAGGUUAAAAGGAAUCAAGUGAGAAAGAAGAAAUAACUUGUACAAGCAGAUAGUAUAAAUUUUUCUAGAAUUUUAUAAUGAUGAUUAUCAACUAAGGGUUAUCUACAUACAAAGAUAUCAUUCGAAUGGGAAAUUUUAAUUAGUAAGGCUAAUAAAAAAUGAAUAAUAUAGAAAUAAAGAGACUAAAAUAUUCUUAAGAGUACUAGAGGAUAUAAGAGAGGCUUAAGCAAUAGCAAAAUAUCAAGGUUGAUAAUAAAUAAAAUAAAUUCUAUAGUUUACUUGAGGAUGCUGUAAACAAGAAAAUCCUCAGUGAAAUUUAAACAUUUUAAAACCAACAUCUCAUAGAAUCUGUAGCAAUAAGAGGAAAGUUAAAGCUUACUCAAGCUAUAAUAAAAAGUCAAAUGAACUAAAAAGAGAAAAUAAGAUUUUAGCAAUAAAUAAGAUUAAUAAGUCAAGAAUAAGAGACUUAAGAAAUUCCAUAAUAACUUUAAAGGCAACAACAAAAAUGGUAACAAGAUUUGUAAAGAAACAGCUCAAGUUAAGAAGAAAUUUAAAUAAAUUAAUAAAAUGAAAAUCAAAAAAUUUAAUUUGACACACUUUUCCUUCCAUAAAGAGUAAUUAGGAAUUUCUAUCAUUACUUAGCUAUUUUAGAUAAAAGCAAUAGUUUUUUGCCUUUUUAGAAAGCUCUCUCUAUUUCUAUAAGUGAAUAAGCUCUUCUAAAACAGUUUAUUUACAACACCAAUUUUAAUUAUGCUCAUCGUUAAAAUGUGUUUAAGAUUCCGCCAUUCUUAAGUUAACUUAAUAUAAAUCCUGUUGAAGCUUGUUUGAUUGUAAAAAGUAUGAAGCCAUAAGAUCUUAUUUUCUAUUUAUAAAACCUUUUCGCAUAAUCCUUUUCAUCGAAUUUCUCCAAGAUCAGUACCUAAAAUCUUGAAACACUUUGCAGAAGUAACUCAUUUGAAAGGCCAAUAAUACUAUUUACUGAAGAUUUGAAUAGCAGUAUUUCUAAGUUGAUCGAAAUUAAAAUGCUUAAACAUUCUUAAUAGUAACCAAGCUAAAAUAAUAACUUAAAGCUCUAUAAAAUAACUUUAGAUGGAUUAAAUUUUCAAAAUCUUUAUGAUAAAAUUCUUGAUCUUGUAGUUUAGGGUUGUUGGAUUAUUAUAGAAGGCAUUUAAUACGUAUCCUAAUCGAUAUAAGCUGAAUCUGUAAAUGCUAUAUGCAAAAUCUAUGCAAAUAAAAAAUUUCCCAUCGAUUUUAAGAUAUUUAUCAUUUAUAAAUGCUAGUAAGACAACAAAUAUUUGGAACAUAGUGACUCUCUUUCACCGUUAAAAUAUCUCUUCAACCUAAGCCAUAAAACUUAUAUUGCUACUCCCUCAGCCAUCAAGCAGAAUCUCUCAAACUUCUACUACUGCGAAAUAAAUCAACAUAUGAUGAAUGUAGAGAAAAUUCUAAUUGAAAGCUAAGAGUUACCUUAAUAAUAUCAAAACAAUAUUGAGAAAAAAACAUCCUAGAUUCAUCAUUAGAUUUAUUUAAGGAGGCAUCAAACAAAAGUGGAAAAUCCAAUAAUAUUUAAAAACAUAGAAGGCUUGGAUAAUAUUUAUGAAAAGAAUAAAAAAAUAUAAUGUGAUUUACAAUAAAAAAGUUUCUUAAACCUGCAUUCUUUUGUGGUACCAGAAACAAAGAACGAGAAAAUAAUUAAUAUGAUUAUACACGGUGAAGAAAGAAACAAAUUCAAUAGCUUAUUUGUCUUUAGCAUAAUUCGUCAACGAGAGUAACUUAUUCAGAAAAACAAUCCAAAUUUUAUCAAUUUGAAUUUCCAGUAUUCUUCAGACAAUGAUUUUUAUCAAAUGAUUACUGAUUUGCUUAAUUUUAUUGGCUAUCACAAACCAAGUCCUUUUAGAUUUAUGAUUGACUACUUUUCCUUUAUCUUUAAGGAAAGAGAGCCUUUUAAUACUCAAGCACCUUAUGAAUAAAUUAUAAAGUUGCUAUUUUAAGAUUUUGUAUGUUACAAAUUAGAUAAACAAAGAGUAAUUCAAUUAAAUAACUAAAGUUAUCCAUUACUUAAAUACACUCCUGAAAUAUAUACUUUUACCAUGUCAUACUAAAAGAAAGAUGUUUAAAGCUUUUCUUCUUAAAAGAUAUUCCUAAAUAUAUUAAAUCUCCCAUCAUAAGACCCAGUAGAAAUUUUAGGUCUUAGCCAAAAUUUACAAUUUAAUCAAUAGCUUGUACAAAGUUAACAAAUGCUAAACAGCAUAAAUAACCACACUGAAUCUCUAGAAAAGGAAAGAGAAAAUAAGAAACAUGCUAUGAAAAGUAUUGAAAAACAUUUCUCUAGCAAGUAAAACCAAAAAAAUAAACACACUCCUGAAGAAACAAUUAUUGAUAAUGCACUUCUAAUUAACAUUAUCAAUUUCAAUCAAAAAGCAAAAGAGCAUGAAGAAUUAAUCAACCUAUUAUAAAGCAUAGAUUAGUUAUUUGAAUAAGGAGAAAUUUCAUUAAAGUUACUGAAAUUAGAGAGCUCUAUGACUGGCUUAAGCUCUCCUGAUGAUGGAGAAUCCAUAAAACAUGAAAAUAAUAUGGAUGAUAAUCUAAGUAGGGCAUAAAGAAAAAGCAUAUUUUAAACAAAAAGAUCUUCCCUACGUUAAAGCUACAUGAAUUCAUCUGAACAAUUUAUUAACAAUACUUUAAAUUCUUAAAGCAACAGUAGAAGACCAUCAUUCAAAUAAAAAAGAUUUGGAGUUUCUAUUUUAAAUCAUAUUGUACAAGGUAAGAGAAAUAGUGAUGUGUCUAUCUAUAACAAUUAAAUGGAAUAACAGGAAGACUAAAUUCAAGAGAAGGAAAAAUUAAUUUAAACAACUGAAGAGUUAAAAUUAAAAAUGAAACUUAGUCCUUUAAUGAGUCUAACAGAAUUAAAAUUAAUUAAAAAAAGCUCGUCAGGUAGAAGUUCGAUUCUAGCUUCUCCAGAAAUAGUGAGAACACCAAAUGCCCAACAAUAUAUAUAGAUUUAGAACUAAAUUAACAAUUUUUCUCCAACUAAUAAAUUAGAUUAAAUGAUCCACUAAUAGACUUAGUUAGUUCCCAAUCCUUAAGCACUAAAAAUUAAGAAUUAAUUUAAUAAAACCUGUUUAUACGAUAGAAUCAAAGACUAUCUUCCUGUAAAGAAAAAACAAUAAUAAAUGAAUGCAUAAAAAGAUGUUUUGAAAACAUUUUCAUAAAUGCACAAGAACCUUAAAGAAAAGCCAAGGCACAGUCAUAAUAUUGAAUACUCUAAAAUUCAUAAUUAUAAGCUUAGAAAUAUUUUACUAAAUAACGAUUUCACAAAUUUAGUCUUGAUGAACGAAGUUUUCACCUGCAAUAGAAUUGUAAAUUGCAUAAGAAAUGAUAUUAAAAACAUGAUUGGGUAUCUCUAAUAAAAUUAAUACAACUAAUCCAAUGAAAGAAUUUCUUCCUUGAUUUCAUAGAUAAAGAAAAAUGCCGUGCCAAGGUAAUGGGAAUUCUUCUCCCUUUUGCCAACUCAAAGCAACUUAAUUGAUUUUUUGAAGCAGAUUUUGAUAAAGUACGAACAUAUUUAUGAAAUUGUUGUUUGGAGAAAUUGUGAAUUAUUCCCUUCGCUGAGCUUGUUUAAAAUGUUUGAUCCUUUUUGUUUAAUUUAUUCCUUGCUUUAUGAUGAAUCAAAAAAAUUAAAUGUACCUAUACAUAUGCUUAAAAUAUAACUUUGCAAACUAAAGAGACCACCAGUAAGGCAGAAUCCUGAAGAAGGUAUUUGUAUAAGAGGAAUAAUGCUUAAAGCAGCUUCUCUUAAUCCAAUAAAUGAUUAUUUACAGCCUGAGAGCCUUUAUGAAUUUGAGUAAGAACUUACUUAUUCUAUCAUUAAGGUGGUUUUGAGGACUGAUACUAAAUAUGAUGAUGAGAUAUAUAUUCCUAUUGAAUUUAUGGAUUAAGUUCAUCACGAUUUAGAAAAUAGAUACAUAGAAUAAUAAUAGGAAUUUUCAAAUAAUUACAAAUAAUAUGAAAAGGAGUUUUUAAAUGAUUCCCUAUUGCCUAAAAAAUAGAAGAAUUAAGGUUAAAAUGUUAUUGGAAGAGGUGGUGGAGGUGGUAAUUAGAAGGAAGGGUUUGGUAUAUAAUCACCAACAAGAAGAUUCUAAACUAAUUACAAGAUUUAAAAUGUUACAGUCCAAGAAAUUCAGUUAAAUCAAUAGAAUAAUUAAGUAGAAGAAGAAGAUGAGGAAAAUAUAGAUGAAACAGAAAAUAAUAUCAUUCAUUUUAUACGUCUACCAGUAAUUAGCAACAACAUCUAGAAAACCUUAAAAUAUUCUCACCUGAAGAUUUAUUUCUUCUUCAAAAGCACACUUCCUCAGGUUUACUGGUCUUAAAGAGGGACACAGAUUUGUUUUCAUAAGGCUUAAUAAAUUUGA
Tetrahymena thermophila SB210 is the source of this 19629-nucleotide messenger RNA. RefSeq names its product dynein motor region D1 hydrolytic ATP-binding site protein. Gene Ontology annotation, molecular function: dynein light intermediate chain binding; minus-end-directed microtubule motor activity; dynein intermediate chain binding. The transcript is spliced from 44 exons. Gene Ontology annotation, cellular component: dynein complex. The record is from RefSeq and is a predicted model, not a curated record. Gene Ontology annotation, biological process: microtubule-based movement. NCBI's taxonomy places the organism in Eukaryota, Ciliophora, Oligohymenophorea, Hymenostomatida, Tetrahymenidae.